Molecule: messenger RNA, 391 nt
Organism: Aspergillus japonicus CBS 114.51
Lineage: Eukaryota; Fungi; Ascomycota; Eurotiomycetes; Eurotiales; Aspergillaceae
Product: U6 snRNA-associated Sm-like protein LSm8
Exons: 2
Coding region: 1-297 (98 amino acids)
Biological process (GO): mRNA splicing, via spliceosome
Cellular component (GO): precatalytic spliceosome; U4/U6 x U5 tri-snRNP complex; U6 snRNP
Molecular function (GO): RNA binding
Source: RefSeq, a predicted model, not a curated record
AUGUCUUUACAAUCAUACAUCAACAAAAAAAUCCUGGUCUUGACCGUCGAUGGCCGGACACUGCUGGGCACCCUUCUGUCGACGGAUCAGCUGACCAACCUGGUCCUCCUGGAUACGAUUGAGCGCAUCAUCCGGACGCCCGAUGACCCGGAACCCAGCUCGCAAAUCGAGCACGGCCUCUAUCUGAUUCGCGGCGACAAUGUGGUAUUAUGCGGGGAGGUCGACGAGGCUAUUGACCGUGACAUCGACUGGACCAAGGUCAAGGGCGAGGUGGUUAAGGGCACGAAGAAUGCAUGAGAGAGGAAGGGAAGGGGGGAAGACACCUUGCCCGCUGGACAAAGCUCUUUCUUUUUAAAAACCAAAUCGCAUUCGACACCAAAAAAAGGAAAAU